AUGUCUAUCAAGCGCGCCCUGUCCAAAGCCAUUAAGGGCCAUAUGGGUGGAGGUGAGGAUGAUUCCUCGAGUACCAACCUCCGUUCGGCCCUGUCCCCCAAGACCCGUACCUCCACCUCUCGUUCGGGGUCUCCCACAGCCUCCCCUCGUCGCAGUAUCCUAGGAAACUUCCUGCGCGAUAAAAAUGACUAUGUCUCUUCCUCCGAUGAUUUCUCGGACGACUCUUCAACCGGUGCUCUGAGCAAGAACCAACAAAAACGGUUGGUCCGCCAGCACCGGCGCAGUGAGCGCAGCCGUCUCAGCGAGGAGAUGUUCUCCGAGACCGAUCACCACCGCAAAGAAGAGGAGAUCACUAAAGCCGCAGCCGCGGAAACCGCGGAUAUGAAAGCUCGUUAUGGCCAGUUGCCUCUAAUGCAGUCCUCGGUGCGGCCGCGGGAACUCCGGACUCGCAUCGAUGACAUUACCGCUGCCAUGGAGGGACAGGAGGUCACCUUCACGGCACGACUCCAUGUUAUCCGCCGGAUGAGUGCUAAGCUAGUCUUUUUGGUCUUCCGCCAACAGCUGGGCACUUUCCAAGGUGUGCUGCACGAGAAAGCGGGGGUCGCCUCCAUUGCCAUGAUCCAGUGGGUCGAGCACCUCCGAGUGGGGUCCUUCGUCAAGGUCCGCGGUACCCUGCAGAAGCCCGAAGUUCCCGUUCUUGGCUGCUCCAUCCACGAUGUCGAAUUGGCCAUUGAUUCUGUUCACCUUCAAGUGCACCGUGAGGAACCUGUCCCCUUCAGUGUAUAUGAAGCGGAGAUUCGGACCAAUGAAGAAGAGAAAGCCGAGGGUCGCCGCAACCAUAUCCCCGACCGGACACGUCUGGCCAACCGAAUCCUUGAUCUGCGCACUGCGACCUCGCAGUCUAUCUUCCGUAUCCAAGCCGCCACUUGCAACCUUUUCCGUGGCGCUCUCGAUGACCGUGAAUUCAUCGAGAUCCACACACCUAAGCUCCAGGGCGCUGCCACAGAGUCUGGAUCUAGUGUAUUCCAAGUAAACUACUUUGGUCGCCCUGCAUUCCUCGCCCAGUCCCCUCAACUGGCUAAGCAGAUGGCUAUCGCUGCUGAUUUCAACCGUGUGUACGAAAUUGGUGCUGUAUUCCGUGCCGAAAACUCCAACACUCACCGUCACCUGACGGAGUACACUGGAUUGGAUCUUGAGAUGGCCAUUGAGGAGCACUACCACGAGAUGCUCGAGACCCUCGAUGCUGUGAUUAAGAAUAUUUUGCAGGGUAUCUACUCCAAGCACCGCCGCGAGGUCGAACUUAUCAAGCACCAAUUCCCCUCCGAGGACCUUGUCUGGCUAGAGACUACCCCCAUCAUCCGCUUCACCGAUGGCAUCAAGAUGCUGAAUGAGUCCGGCUGGCUGAACGAAGACGGUCAACAACUGCCCCUCGAUGAAGACUUGGGAACUCGUGAUGAGAUCCGCCUUGGUGAGCUCGUCAAGGAGAAAUUUGGCACCGAUUACUACGUUCUGGACAAGUUCCCUCGCGGUGCUCGUCCAUUCUACACAAUGCCUGAUGCCGAGGACGACAAGUAUACCAACUCGUUUGACAUGUUCAUUCGCGGUCAGGAAAUUGUGUCCGGUGGUCAGCGUAUCCACGACCCUCACAUGCUCGAGGAAAACAUGCGCCGUGUGGGCAUUAACCCAGAUGACAUGGAGGAGUAUCUUGAAGGCUUCCGCUGGGGUGCUCCACCUCAUGCUGGUGCCGGUGUCGGCCUUGAGCGUAUUGUGAUGCUCAUUCUUCAGCUGGGCAAUAUUCGUCUGACCUCGUUGUUCCACCGCGACCCCAAGAGUCUGCCCGCCAAACCAGUCACAGAGAAGCUUAGACACCCUGAAUCUUCCACUCUGGAGCCUGUGUGGCAACACGAGCGGAAGACCAGAACCGCAGCGAACGUGAACGAGCUUCAGCCGCUCGAACACCUGGUCGCGAACUAUGGCGAUGCUACAUCGACCUCCUGGUUCGAUGAUCGCUUCAAGAUCUGGCGUGACAUGGUCACUGGUGCCGCUGUUGCAUACGUGCCCAGCUCCAGCAACUUCGCCAUCAUCCCCGGUGACCCGGCCUGUGACCCUAAGCAAUUCACCCGCACUAUCACGCAAUUCCUACAGUGGCUGCGCCGCGAGACCAAGCUCAAGCCUGUUUGGAUCCUCUGCUCGCCGGCAGUUGAAACCAUUCUAGGCGAACGGCUAGGCUGGCGCAGCUUGUCUUGCAUUGCCGAAGAGCGCGUCGACCCUUCACGCAACCAAGCCGCCUCUGACGGUGAGAUCGCACGCAAGCUCCGCCGCGCCGAAAGUGAAGGCAUCAAGCUGGUGUCCAUGAACCAGGGUGAGAUGGUCCCAGAUGACAUCCGCCAGAAGAUCGAUACUCGCAUCAGCGAGUGGCUAUCCAACCGCAAGGGUACACAAGUCCAUCUGUCCCAGAUCCGCCCAUGGUGCGACUCUGAGCACCGCUGGUACUUCUAUGCCUUGGACAAGGAAGGUACCGUGUGUGCUUUCGUUGCCUUGGCCCAACUCUCUCCCGCCCACGGCAUGCAGGUCAAGUACAGUCUUGACUUCCCUGGUGCCCCCAACGGUGUCAUUGAAUACAUCGUCACCCACGCCAUUCAGACAGCCGCCAAGAACGGUGUCAGUGGCCUCACUUUCGGCGCUGGUGCCACUUCCCAGCUCAUCCCUGGUCACAACAUGCACGGUACCAAGGUCAAGAUGCUGGAGCACACUUACGAGGCCCUGGCGAAGCAGUUCCACCUUGUUCGCAAGAGUGAGUUCCGUGCUAAGCUCGGUGCUACCGAAGACCCAUUGUACAUCUCGUACCCGUCCCAUGGCCUUGGCUCCAAGGGCAUUCGUGCAAUCCUGAACUUCUUCGAAGAUUAG
This is a messenger RNA of Penicillium brevicompactum, 2907 nucleotides long. RefSeq names its product aspartyl-tRNA synthetase, cytoplasmic (gene erdS). Lineage: Eukaryota; Fungi; Ascomycota; Eurotiomycetes; Eurotiales; Aspergillaceae. Gene Ontology annotation, molecular function: RNA binding; ATP binding; aspartate-tRNA ligase activity. The transcript has a single exon. Gene Ontology annotation, biological process: aspartyl-tRNA aminoacylation. Bases 1 to 2907 code for a protein of 968 amino acids. Gene Ontology annotation, cellular component: cytosol; cytoplasm; aminoacyl-tRNA synthetase multienzyme complex. The record is from RefSeq and is a predicted model, not a curated record.